AACCAACUGCCCAAACUACAUCGCGAACGCGGUGCUUCCUCCCUCCCCGCAGCCAAAUCGAGAUCUCUCUCCCCCCCGCCCCUCUCCCACCACACGCCGGCCGGCCGGCCGCGGCGACGACCCACCAGAGGAAACAUGGCCUCGGCGCUCUCCUCCCUCCGCUACGGCGACAGCCUCUCGGUGGUGGCCAUCUCGGGCGCCACGGCGGUGCUCUGCGAGGCCAUCUCCUGGCUCCUCAUCUACCGCACCGCCACCUACAACUCCCUCCGCGCCUCCAUCGAGCGCCACUCCCGCAAGCUCGACUCCAUGAAGUCCGUCUCCUCGGGCGCCGGCGGCGCGGCCCCCUCCUCCCAGCCGGCCUCCUCGCGCGCCAAGAAGAUGGACCGCGUCGAGUCCAGCCUCAAGGACGCCUCGCGGGAGCUCUCCCUCGCCAAGCUCAAGUCCGGCGCCGUCGUCGCCGCCGUGCUCUUCGUCGUCUUCGGCCUCCUCAACUCGCUCUUCGAGGGCCGCGCCGUCGCCAAGCUGCCCUUCGCGCCCGUCCCGCUCGUGCAGCGCAUGAGCCACCGCGGCCUCCCCGGGAACGACCCCACCGACUGCGCCAUGGUCUUCCUCUACUUCCUCUGCUCCAUGAGCAUACGGACCAACCUCCAGAAGCUCCUCGGCUUCACGCCGCCCCGCGCCGCCGCCGGGGCCGGCGGUGGCCUCUUCGCCAUGCCCGAUCCCAAAACCAAUUGAGCUUGAUGAUCCCCUCUAUACAUACAUGUGAUGCCCCUGAUGUCAAGCAAGCAUAUGAGUUGGUCUCCCAGAAAGAGUUGCUGUCCUGAAAGGAAGAUAAAUAACCUACCUAGUCGCUCAGAGGAGAGAAACACUGCAAGACACUGUAAUGACACAAUUCAUUUUUUCCACCCAUGAUAAGCAGGCAUGAACCGUACGUAGGCUGGCUGUAUCAUGAACAUUCUUGAGUUGGCCCAAGCAAUCUGUUGUCGGGUUUGUCGUAGAGUUGUAUUUUAUCAUCAGUCUCAAAAUUGUUUCUGUUGUGUCGUUGCCA
Messenger RNA from Aegilops tauschii subsp. strangulata, 1048 nucleotides. RefSeq lists its product as uncharacterized. Gene Ontology annotation, biological process: endoplasmic reticulum calcium ion homeostasis. Gene Ontology annotation, cellular component: endoplasmic reticulum membrane; cytoplasm. Gene Ontology annotation, molecular function: calcium channel activity. Lineage: Eukaryota; Viridiplantae; Streptophyta; Magnoliopsida; Poales; Poaceae. The record is from RefSeq and is a predicted model, not a curated record.